GUUGCGAAUCAUGGCCCGCCGUUAAAUACAGACUGGGGAUUCUAUAAAUCAGGCAUAUUUCUCAACACCUCGAACACUUUCGAACCCGCUCAUUAAAAACCAUUAAGGAAAAUAUUUCGCUUGGGAAAAAUUAUGGCGUAAAUGAUACCCAGCCCCGCCUACCCCAGCAACAACCAUCAGGCAACACCACCACCCACUUUUUUGUGGGCCAACAAACGACACAAUAAACGACCUCCACCAAGCUUCGAGCCAGGCUCGCGAUUCGGCUUAAACGCGUUCCACCGUCUUAACUCGGUUUCUGUGUCAUUUUCUUGUCUGCAGCUCGGUUUUAAGCGUCAAAUAAAUUUAAGUCUACACCUAAACAGCCAGCAAACAAAAUAAAAUAAAGCACUAAGGAAAAAACUUUUUGCGUUGCCUGUUCUUUGGGGAUUUUUGUUAUGUUGUUUUUUUUUUUAGCUCCAUAGCUCUUUGCAACGAACAUUUGCAACAAUUUGUUAUUGGCCAUUUAAGCCGUUUGUUGUUGGCCGUUCGUUGUUGCUUUUGGCCGUUGGCGCACCAGAAAUCUGUUGAGUGUUAAUGACAUUUUUAUGUUUUAACGCUUGAAAAGCUGCGGCCGCGUCCAUUUUGGUGGCCUGGCUGGCCCCCUUGGUUGAAAAAAACUCCAAUUGAAAUUCCCGCACCUGGCUAUGCUCUAUUUUUGCAUUUUCUUUUUGCGCUUUUCCUUUAUUUUUGGAUGAGGUUAGAUCUGGCUAACAUUAGUUGGUGGUUUGAGUUAUUGACUUGGUCUCUGCUCAUCCACGUUUAAUGGUGGUUUGUUGUUGGCCAGGCUAUUUCUGUUCCGAAUGACAGGUGACUUGGUCAAUGGAAAGGUGGGGAAUGUUUUUAUCCACAAAUUGGUUAACAAAUUGCAAAAAUGGUCACUUAGAAAUAACAAAGUGAGAUUUAUAGGAAAUUUAAUUAAAAAAUUAUAAAAAAAAUCACUUACUUUGCGUACUUAUUGCUCUUUAUAUAGUUUUAAAUUUUAUAUAGUCACACUUUUGUUGUUUUAGUAUCAUAGAUUAAAUAAUUCACUUCACGAAAAUAAUGCGUCGCGUCGCCUCUUUUUUUCCGUGUUCUCGUUUCCGCGAUCCUCUUUAAAGUUUAAACCCAUUCAAUAAAAUUACUCAUUUCUCCGUUCCGGUAUUGCAUUUGACUUCUCAUCUGGGCACACCCAAGAUGUGCUUAAAAAGAGAUGCCACCCUAUUCCCAAAUAGACAUUUACAGUUCAAAAUGUUAAGUGUAAAUUAUCAAACAGAAACAAGAUAUUUCUGGCAAAUUUUUAAAUUGAUUUUUAUCAAACAAUUAGUAAAAACAAAAGCCAACCAAGCAAAGUUCAAGUGUUGAAAGAACCUGUCCAUGGAUUUAUGAGACUUGCCCAGACGCAAUCCAGGUCCAGAUCCAAAAUCCAGAUCAAUGUGGCCGGAGCCCACCGACUGAGGUCCGCCCGAAGGUAGAAAAUGGUGGACAUUUACCAGGAUGCCAGCAGUACGCUGCGCUCUGUCUUUCCCAACUCACGGCUGGAUUCGUUGGCCGGAGUGGAACGCCGGAUGGAGAGUCAACUGCCAGGACCAACAGAUCCGGAUGCAGUCACCACACCCACAAGCAUUGGCUAUAAUCCGUUGAACGACGAAGACUGGUGGGCCAAUGCCAUCGAGGUGGACACCUUCGAUUCCCCGCUGGCCUUCGAUGCCAGUGAGAAUGGUUUGUGGAAUGGACACUUUGUACCGCCACCGCCACGCCCGCCCUUCCUGGAUGAAAGCGUCGCCGCCGAUGGCCUGACCACCUGUGAUCUGUGCACGUGGGCAUGGCAACGGAAUGCCUACUCCCUGGAUGGUUCCAUAGAAACCGCCGGCGAACUUGGAUGGGCAUUCACCCUAAUCAUAGUUUCAAUCAUAUCGGCUCUCAUAGGUGCUAUUGUAAUGGUCAUAGUUCUAAGAUGUAGAAGAAUUAAAUCAUCGAAUGCCAAUGGUGGUCGGCCCCAGCCUUGGUGGUGUCGCAAUAACCGAAACGGUGGCCAAAACCGAUCGCCCAUCUCGAUCAAGCACUCGGCGGACAGCAUCCGGCGGCCCACAAGCAACUCUGGCGUGUGGACUUGGUUAGGCGGCAGUCGCCGUUCCUCAGCUGGUCCUGACCAGAUUGGUCCGCCAUCGACAUCGCCGGCGGAGAACCAUUAUACCCACAUGGACGAUGCCUACAGUCCGGUGGGAGUAAGCGAGGCGCUAUACGCGGAACUGGAUCGCGAAUCCGUGCGGUCCGCAAACCCAUCGUAUCAGAAUACGGCCUACAGUCAGUGUGGCGAGAAAUAUAACUACCAGGGCCACGAACAGGACAUUCCCAUGGUGGUCUCCUCGGCGCCGAGCAGUGCCUAUUAUUCGGAUUUGUCGGUGACCGCGAUGCCCGGCGGAGCGAGUGGCAGUAAUCAGGGCGCCUACGAGAUUGUCGGACUGAACGUGAUGUCCCAGCCUCUGCCCAACUGGGAUCAUCAUGGAGGAGGAGUAAAUGGCGGCGGUGGUGGCAUUGCUGGAGCAGCUGCCGCCAUCCUUGGAGGAGGUGGUGGUUCAGGCAAUGGCCUGACGCCUGGCGAGGCGGCAGCAAUGACGCAACGACGAGGUCCUCGACUGGCGGCCAUCAACGAGACAAGCACCAGCACUGUGCCCUCGGACUAUGUCUAAAAAAUAAAUAUAAAAAGUUUAAAAACAAAAAAUUGUGAAAUGUUCAGCGAGCUUAACAUGUUAAUAGAAUAUAUAUAGAAACAAACGUACGUUAUAUACACCCCAUAAAAUGAUAAGAUUAAGUUUAGAUUAUAUUUAACUCUUGUAUACCACUUAGUGCUUUGGUUUUAUGUCUGAUUUGUAAUUUGUACACGUUACCGAUAUAUAUAUAUAUAUAUAUAUAGAUACGAAUAUAUAGGGAUAUAUUUAUACACACACUUACAAGGCGAGAAUGUAUUAUAUGUCUAGUUUUUAUAUAGUCUGUAAGCAACGAUUUAAUCGUGGGUGAUAUUUAGCCUAAAAAUAUGCUAUAUUCUUAUGUUCUAUGUACUUUAAACAUUUUCUAAAAAUGUAAAAACGACAACAAACGCAUUUUUUCAUAGACUUAGAAACGUGAAAGUGAAAGAUGAGAAAGGACAUGAAAAUCGCAUUUCCCCCCAGGAUCAGUACACGAAAAUAUAUAGAAACGAUAUAUACAUAACGAAUACAACAUAUUUAUACACUCAUAUUUACAGCAGCAGAAAAACAACAAACACUCAUUUAGCUCACCAAUAUAUAUAUAUAUAUAUAUACGAGAUAUAUAGAUAUAUCUAUAACAAUAACUGAAGAAAUCAAUAUUUACAACGAUUUUAAUGCAACAGAUUUAACCAUAUUUACCAGGGGGAAAAUGAACGUGGCACGUCAUAUCAUUUACCACACCAUUAUACAUAUGUACGCAUAGCUAUCUAUAUACUAAACCAUAUACAAUAAACAGACUCACGACCCUUAGCGGAUGUACUUUAGUUCUUAGUGGCUCUCGGCGGGAUGUCAAAUCCUUGGCUGAU
Molecule: messenger RNA, 3574 nt
Organism: Drosophila eugracilis
Lineage: Eukaryota; Metazoa; Arthropoda; Insecta; Diptera; Drosophilidae
Exons: 7
Coding region: 1497-2711 (404 amino acids)
Source: RefSeq, a predicted model, not a curated record